AUGGCGUCGUCCUACAAAGUGGAUGUUAUAUUCUUCUUAAAUCCCUACCAGAUGUGGGUAGCGGUACAAAAACCCGAAGGCGGGAUUUUCUUCGAACAAAUUGGUGUAUACGGGGUUCUGCCAAUGAAACCGAAUUUAGACAUGCUUGACGGCGGAAUGAAGAGUAGAAGAAGUGAGGAAUGGAUGCCUGGUGUCGUAUCUCUGAUGAAAGAGUUGUUAGAAGAUGUGGACGUCUUCUUCUGGCCGGUUCACGUUGAUCGAACGUCUUCUACAUUUAAGGACAAGAAUAUUGUUCACAAAUAUGGUGAACUCACACUUGUGAAUCGAAGAGGAAAGAAAUACAAACUGUCCAAACUACUUGUAAAAAGCACAUUUGCAAUGUACAGUGAGAAUAUUUUCCUAGAACUACUUGAGUCUGGUAACAUCAAAACAAAGUUAUCAGACGAAAAAACUGAAGAAAUGAAAUCUAUUCUUAAACAAUACAAGACAAUGAAGAAAUUAGGUUCGCGGCCAAUUAAAACAGUACAAACAUUGACAGUUGAAAAACUAGAGCUACAUAAUAAGAUAAUUGAAGAGGAAGGGUUAGAUUUUUUAAAUGACUCCAAUGCAAGUGAUGAAGAACCUGUAGGACGGGGGAUCAGAUCAAGAGACCGUUCUGGGAAACAAAGAAAAUACAUUAAAAAACAAACUGAAUUAGAAGACUGUCCAAAACCCAUAGAAAGCUGUUCUGACUUAAACCAAACUCAUGUUAAGUCAACAACUAUGAGUUUAAAAGCAGAAACUUCACCGAAAAGCCUGUGUUCUUUACUACUCAAAAGGAAAUUGAUUGUUAAAGAGAAUCAGAUGAAAGAUAUUCUUUCGUCAAAUGGUUUUAAUAAAGAUGAAAACAAAAUUGAAGAAUUAAAACAUAAUCGUGAUAAUGUAAGGAACAUUCCAUACAAAAUAAUUUCAGAUGGAGAGUUCAAUUUUGAACAUGACAACAAAAUAAGACAGGUCACAACUAUGAAUCAAGAGACUCAUAUCAAAGUUGAAAAGAAAGAAGAACCUUCUCUUGAAAUUGUUAAGAAAUCAAAAAAAUCUAAAACUGCGAAGAAAUCUACUACAAUUCCCGAAUACAAUGCCAUCACACAAACCUGUGUCAAAUAUGGGCCACCAGACGCGGAUAUUACUAGUUUGCCACCCAAAAUUGUUUCAAAAGAGCAAUUUGAUCAGGCUCGUAGCCUUAAACAAAUCUUUGAAGGACCUGAUAAAGAAGUUCCUGUCAGAAAAGAUGAUUAUCAAGACGAAGACUCUGAUCACUAUGUAUCUAAACCUUCACAAAGACAACUAAAUGCUGAAAUUGACAUAAAGGUUAAAAGUUUUGGGAUACCUGAAAGCAAAAGAUUUGAUUUUAAAGAAGCAAAAUUUGGUAUUGAGAUGGAAAAAAUGAAACUGAAGCCUGAAAUUUCAAAAUUGAUUCAUAUCGGAGAUAAUGGCAUGAAGAAUAACAAUGAGACAGUUGAAAAUAAAAACACAGAUGAAGAAGUGUGCACAAAAAUCCACGAAUGCUCAGGCGGAAUUAAAAAAUCAAUAACAAGUUCAUUGUUACGCAAGAAACUCCAAAUACAUAAAGAAAAUUUAACGAAUCAAAAUGGAAGCUCGUCUACUGUGUCUGAUGGUGCUGAUGCCAGUUUUGAAGAUUCGUCAUCUGCUUCAGGAGGUAUUAAAAAAGUUAUUAGAAACAAAGAAUUACAUUCUGACGAUGAAAGUGUUUCAGAAAUUUUAGAGAACAUUAACGCCAAAUAUCCGAAACCAGUAUUUAAACCUGAAAAAACAAACCCUAUAACUCAAGAUUUAAAAAACCACGUUAAUCCGUUUAAAAAUAUCGAUCCGCACAUGUCUGUAUUUGUAGAUAAAUUAGUCUCACCAAUUCUAUUGGUUCAUUCCAAGAUGAACAAACGUUUCGAGCCCUCUUUCAAAAUUCGCGACAUAAAUUUCAACAGUCACAUACAGAUUAUUCUAAAAAACAUGAAUGUUGUGCAGCCGAUGACAUUGCAAACUAUGUCUUGGUUUGCAAUUUUGAGAGGCUACAGCACAUUUUUGAUUAGUCCUAAGGGUAGUGGGAAAACUAUGGGGUACCUGCCGGCAAUUUGUAACCUUAUAGCUGACAAUGAUUGUGUUAUACCAAGCACUGGCCCCAUAUGUAUUAUAGUUUGUGCCACUGCCGUAUCGGUAUCGGCGGUGGAAAAAUUGGCAAAACUCUUUUUGAACAAACACAAAGUUCUUGCCUGUUAUACAGGCAUGAAUGAGUUAGAUUUAACAACAUCACUACUUAACGGUUGCGAUUUGUUAAUCACAACGCCUUCGCUUUUAGUGCGACUUUUGCAGACCACUGAAUUCGGAGUCGAUUUUUCUCGACUGACAACAUUUGUGCUUGAUGACUGCGAAAGAUUGGCCGAAGUAUAUGGUAUGGAGAUCAAAUUCUACCUCGUUAAAAUUAAAGAGAUGCUCAGAAAUCGAACUGUGAAGGAACUAAAGGUUCAAUAUAUCCUUACGUCAAGAGUUUGGUCCGAUUUCAUGGAGCCUCUUGCGAGAAAAGCAACUGAUACUGUAGUGUGCAUUGGCGCAUUUCAGGAAUGUGUUUUGUAUUCUAAAGCAAGCACAACUGUGUCUUUUCUGACGAAACACAGAAAGAUUGAAUCGGCCCUUGAAUUUGUUAAAAAAAGUGAUAGAACUAAGAGGACUGUUAUUGUAUGCCGAUCAGAUGAGGAAGUCGAACAGCUUGAAAAGACUUUAACGAGAGCAAAGUAUACUGUUUUUGCGUGCAACACAACGAUGACUGUUCACGAUCUCUACAGUCUCAGCAUUGCAUGGAAUGAGUACAAAGAGCCUUUAUCAAGUCCGAUCAUGGUUUGCUGUGACGACAAUUUGAGCCACAUGAACAUAACAGACGCUCAUUACUUGGUGCACUUUUCGUUGCCUGACCUCUUCUCAAAAUUUUGCAAGAGGUUUUCAGUCCUUAAUGACAAUUACGGAUCAAUUUUUAAAGAAGACAACGAAAGUGUUAAAAUAAAAGUGCUAUUGGAAGAGGACAAUACAGAACAGCUGCCGAAAAUUCUUCAUUUCAUCAAACGAUGUACGAAUGACGUGCCAGAUUCUUUGGAAAAGAUUUGUGAAUCAAUCGUAUCAAAGAAAGAACUGGCGAAAGCGGAGAGAAUGGUACCGGUUUGCGACAAUUUACUAGCAUUGGGUGAAUGUCCAGAUUAUUGGAAUUGCCAAGAACGUCAUGUACUUUCAAAAGAACACGAUAAGCCAAAAGACUGGAUUCCUGUCAAUGGAGUGAUUACUUUCAAAAUCAUUCAUUAUCACAAUGCGGUUUCAUAUUCUGCAAGAUUACUUACGCACGUGAAAGGAGCAGAUAUCACAAAGUAUCCACAGAAUUAUAAUAUGCUUUCCAUGAAGAUUUCUAUGUACUUCAGCAUAGAGUCUAAUAGAAAACUACACGGGAUCCCAGAAGUUGGCGAUAUUUGCGCUGUUUGUGUCAGACAGAACUUUUUUCUCCGAUGUCAAGUGAUGAAAAUCUUGAAUCGCUACCAAAAUGGAAAACCUAAUUACGUUUUAGUCAAAAAAAUUGACGAGGGAGUACUGGAAAGAACUAGAGACAUUUACCUGCACCAUUUGCCCGACGAAAUGAAAGAUCCGGAAACCUAUGUUGUCCAAGUGAGAUUGGCCAAUAUACAACCAAAAGAUAAAGAUAUUACCUUCUCAGCUUUGGCUAUGGAACAAUUGCAAAUGAUCACUGAAACAGACCUGGACUUAAAUCUAAGAGGCCAUAUAGUUCUUACCAUUGGAAAUUGCAUUCUUGUUGACAGAUUAGAAACAUGCAAAACUUUGUCAGUGACUGAUCAGAUGAUAAUAAGACAUGACAUUAGGCAAGAACUUGCAGCUCAUGCCAUUGAUAAUCCUGAACAUAUAAUGAAACUGGAAAAAAUAUGCAAAGAUAGUGACUUUGAGAUUGUUCAUGAAGAAGAAAUUAUAGAAGUUCUGAAACCAGUAAAAAAGGUUGUCAAACCCCAAUGGGCACAUUUGGAAAAAGAUGAUCUUUCGUUAGUAUAUUUCGCAUCUGCUUUGGAUCCAGGCACGUUCUUUGUUCGCCUUGUGAAAUUUGAAGAUUCCUGCAAUCGUCUCAUCAGAGAGAUUGAAAAAUAUACCGAAUUGAAUCCAGAGCCUAUUAAAGAUGUCACAGUAGGUGAUAUAGUGUUGGCAAAAUUCUCCGGUGCUUCUUAUGAAAGAGCUAGGAUUGAUGAUGUUAUGAAAAAUAGGGUUAAAUGUUUCUUCGUUGACCAAGGUGACUGGAUGGAAAUACCACUACAAGAUUUAGCACCUAUUCCUGAGAAGUUUGUCACUCAACUGCCUUUCCAAGCAAUUGAAUGCCGUUUAUACGGCGUCAAACCAGUUAGGGAAGAAUGGACAGAAUUCAGUACAACAUGGCUUAGCAAUCAUUUCGAAGAUGAUUCUGGUGACCUUAAGCAAUUAUAUGUGCAAUAUUACGUAAAAGAAAAAGCAUUGCACACAGAAGGAAAUAAAUAUGCUGUUGUAAUAAUGGAUACAACGUUGGAUCAGGAAUUAAACAUUAACAAAAUGCUUGUUGACGUCAAUUUGGCUGAUCCUAAUGAUGACGAAUGGGGACGAAUAGAUGAAUUAGUAUCUAAAAACAAUAUACAUCCAGAAUUAACCGAAUCACAAGACGGAAACAACAUUUCGGACGAUGAAAAAUCAUGGGAAAAUGUACGCACAAAUUCUACCACGCCUGAAAUUGUUUCACAGUGUAAGAUUCCAUGUAAUGACCUGUUUCUAAAAAAACCUUUGAGAUCUGUUCCCUUAGACUAUGACACUGAUAGUUCGGAAGAAAAGUGGCAAAUUAAUAAUAUUAAAGAUUUCAUUGGAAUGCUUAAAUCUCCAGGACAAAAUUUGGAUAAUACCCCUAAAGGAAACUUACUUGCUAUCGAAAAUACUUCACAGAAUGAUGUAAGCACAAUUGCUGGGAAAAUUUCCAAUACUUUCCAUAUAGUGUCAUCUGAUGCAAAAAUUUUGGACUCAGAUGAUUUGACAACUCCAGACAUUACAGAUGGGAGUGUAUUAAGCGGAACAGAAAAUCAAGAACUGCCUGCAAAAGAACAGACAAAAAUCAAUGACCUUGAAUUACGGAGACCCAAACUCUGUUGGCGUCAAAACAACGAGUUUGUUGUUGUCAAAAUCUUACUAAUUGGUGUUGAGAAAUAUAACAUAGAGAUACAUGAACGUUGUAUUAAAUUUGGUGCUGUAAGUAAUGAUACACAAUAUGGAUUCGAUCUAGAACUAUACGGUGUUAUUGAUACCAAAAAGUCUACUCAUGAAAACAAAGGCCAAUACAUUAUCGUGAAACUAGGGAAACUUUUAAACAGAAAUUGGUUGACGCUGGCAAGGAAUGGUAUUCAGAAAUGGAUAGUAUAUGACGUAGACUCCAUAGACACAUCAUCAGAUGAAGAUGAAAGCGUAGAGAUGAUCACUGAGGACAUUAUUAGGAAUUUUUGUAAACCAAACUCUGAGAGCGAAGACGAAGAGUUUAUAGAUGAUGCCAAUUUUACUUAUACUCGAUAAAAUAUUAUAAGUCUGUAUUAACAUGAAGUUAGAAAAAUAUCAUGGAUCAAGGACUCCAUGUACUUCCUCCAUUUUCGUGAAAUCUUUCUUAUACGCUUAUUUAUUUGGGGAUCUGUUUUUAAAGACAUUCCUAUCCGUUUUUUGGGACGUACACGGCUUGCACGGCAAAAAUGUUAGGAAAGCAAAAACAUAUUGCAAAUUGUCGACAACCGGAGGAAGUGUAAUGGACCAUCUUGACCCCGAUUCAGAAACUCUUCGAUGUUUUAACCGAAUCGUUCGAUUAGAUAUCGUUCUCGAAUCGAAGGGCGAUUUCAGAGUUAUUCAGAACAUUCGAGUAUUCAUAACGAGUUAAACGUUCGAUUCGGAUAUGGGAUACGAUAUCGUUAUGCAACAGCGUUUACGGAGUUAGUCGGUGAAAUAGAUUAUAAGAAAAAUGAAAAUCCUUUUUUAUUCAUUUUUAAGACUUUAAUGGCCUAAAAUAUAUGAGUGCACUAGUCUUGCAUUAAAAUAAAUUAAUAAUAUUGAACAAA
This is a messenger RNA of Hyposmocoma kahamanoa, 6149 nucleotides long. It is a transcript of the gene TDRD12, whose product is annotated as putative ATP-dependent RNA helicase TDRD12. Gene Ontology annotation, biological process: germ-line stem cell division; transposable element silencing. The record is from RefSeq and is a predicted model, not a curated record. Gene Ontology annotation, molecular function: nucleic acid binding; ATP binding. The transcript is spliced from 4 exons. NCBI's taxonomy places the organism in Eukaryota, Metazoa, Arthropoda, Insecta, Lepidoptera, Cosmopterigidae. The coding region runs from base 1 to 5619 and encodes 1872 amino acids.